Molecule: messenger RNA, 3784 nt
Organism: Hylaeus anthracinus
Lineage: Eukaryota; Metazoa; Arthropoda; Insecta; Hymenoptera; Colletidae
Gene: Dl
Product: embryonic polarity protein dorsal
Exons: 7
Coding region: 447-2897 (816 amino acids)
Biological process (GO): non-canonical NF-kappaB signal transduction; inflammatory response; innate immune response
Cellular component (GO): nucleus; cytoplasm
Molecular function (GO): DNA binding; DNA-binding transcription factor activity
Source: RefSeq, a predicted model, not a curated record
GUAUCCAACAGUAUCCAACGAGCAUAUGUACACAUAUCGUUCCAAGUCGAAACAUUCUGCUACCUCGUCCGAAACUUGAAGCGAGAGAACAUGAUAGUACUGAUGCAAAGUUCGCCGGGGGAAAUGUGUGGUGUCGUGUCUGAGCUGGUCUGAGCUGUUCGAGUCUCGUAGUCGUAUCUAUUUAGUUACGGUCGUGCCAGUGCACACGCUUUUGUGUCGCGUGCAAAUCGUACGGUGCUUAACGACAAUCGCAUCAAUUCAACACUCAACUUUCACUCAAAGACUCGAUACAGUUUGUGACUUUGCAGAUUAUUUGGUUUCAAAGAUACGUAUUACAGGAACUUAGUGAUAGCCCUGAUAAGGGAACUGAUCGCGAGGCGUACUUUUCUAAAGAAUCGAAGAAAACGCCUUGCUAUGACGAUCGAGCUGCAGAUGGGCAUCGUCCAAUGUGCAUACCACUAAUAGGCAUGGAACAAUUCCAUGGUAUGAGUGAUGGAAAUAUAAAUAUAAGUGAUGUCAUUGAAGUCAUUGAAACCACCGAUCCUGGAUUUGCGGAGUCUAGUGGAAGGGAGGAUCACCCAUUGGUGGAGAUGAACGCUAGACGUCUAUUGCCAUAUAUCGAGAUAAUUGAACAGCCGGCAAGCAAGGCUUUACGCUUUCGCUAUGAGUGCGAAGGCAGAUCAGCUGGUAGUAUACCUGGUGCGAACAGUACACCAGAAAACAAAACGUUUCCUAGUAUAAGAAUUGUGGGAUACAAAGGCCGUGCCAUAGUUGUAGUUUCGUGUGUAACAAAAGAAGAACCAUACAGACCUCACCCUCAUAACCUUGUUGGAAAAGAGGCAUGUAAACGUGGUGUUUGUACGGUAGAAGUCUCGUCUGAAAAUAUGACCGUCACAUUUGCAAAUCUUGGUAUUCAGUGUGUUAAAAAAAAAGACAUCGAAGAGGCGCUUAGAAUACGGGAAGAAAUUCGCGUUGAUCCUUUUCGAACUGGCUUCGAUCAUAAAAGACAGCCUUCUAACAUCGAUCUAAAUGCAGUGAGAUUAUGUUUCCAAGUUUUCAUAGAAGGAUCUGAGAAGGCAAAAUUUAACCUACCAUUAAAACCAGUUGUAUCCGAUAUUAUAUACGAUAAAAAGGCAAUGUCGGAUCUUGUAAUAUGCAAGCUCAGUCACUGCAGUGCUUCUGUUGCUGGUGGUAUGGAAAUGAUUUUACUGUGUGAAAAGGUUGCAAAAGAGGACAUACAAGUGAGAUUUUUUGAAGAGAAAGAUGGGAAACUUUGCUGGGAAGGACUCGGCGAUUUUCAGCCUGCUCAUGUACAUAAACAAACAGCAAUCGCAUUCAGAACACCGUCGUACAACAAUCGCAUUCAAGUCGACCAACCGGUGCAGGUGUACAUUCAGCUCAGAAGACCAUCGGACGGCACAACGAGCGAACCAUUACCAUUUCAGAUGUUACCACUUGGUGCAGGUAGGCCUGCUUUCUGGUCUUUACGGAAAGCGUUUGCCAGGAAAAAAACCGAUUACAGCACGUUUGGUAAAAUUUUAGCCACCGAGUCGGCGUUAUUUACGAACGCUGCGUCAAAAUUCCCGCGUAAUAUCGACGAAUAUAACAACAAUGAUAAUUUUGAUAUAAAACGGUCGAGCAAUAAAAUCUCUGCGUUACGCGCUUUAAACGAUUUAUACAACGUAAGAAACACGUUAGAUUCGUGCAACGGGAAUAACGAAAUCAAUCAAAAUACCGCACAAAACGUAGGUCACUUAAAAAACACUAUAAUAGAUUACGAGAAUAACGAGGUACCAAUUAGCACCGAAACUGUACAGAUAAAUAGAUUGUACAAAACUGACAGUAAACGUUUAGAUAAGGAAACAAUCGAUACCAAUGCUAGCACUUUAACUCUCGCUAAAUCUGAUACAGCUGCUAUUAAUGCAAAUCUGUCGAAAAGUUCGGAAUUUCCUAAAAAUAAGUCCGACUGGUUCGAUUAUUCCGAAGUAGACAAAUGGGUACAGAAAGGUCAGAUGUGUCUAAAAGAGAAAGAUAACGAACCAGAGUGUAAAAUCGAGACGGAAGAUUGCAACAAGUCGUUUAACGAAUUAUUGACACAAGUAGCCGAACUGGAUCAGAUUUAUGCUGACACGCACACAAAGUUAGUGGAGGCAGCAUUCGAGCAGAGCACGACCGACCAACCAAUGGAGAUCGACGUUUGUGACAAUCAGACUUACACUAGUCUACAAAUGGCAAUGAAAAAUCCUGUAGAAUUCAUCGAUUUACCAAUCGAGAGGAAGUACGAAGACGUGACUAUACCAAAGAUAAACCUACAUCAUUUUUCUCCUUCUCCUCCUGUAACUACCAAGAGAGAUGGAACGCAAGAAGCGGAGGAAACAUUACCGCCUUUACCGCCAAAACGCAUUCGCAAAAUGCCUUCCAUGCCUCUUCUACCUCGUCCUAUAUCCUCUCAGACAACUGACUCGUUUGUUGGUGCACCAAACAAAAAUUUACCUUCCCUACCUGGUACACUGCCCAAAAGCUCCAAGCAAGGACUUUUCUCGAAAUUAUUCGCUAAGAAAAUAAAAAAAAAUAAAGAUACCGUUUCGAAUACGUCUAAGGGAAGCAAUUCUUCGUUGAAUACACCAGAAAGUAUUUCAUACUUGACGAAGAACAAUAUACCGGAUGGCUCGUUGCAGAAUCCAAGACCUAGUGCGAUAAGUACCACUAGCGUUAAAUCUCUUAGAUUGGAAGGCGACGAGACACCACCUUAUGGAAUGGAAUUAACAGAGGCUGAGCAUUACGCAUUGUAUACUGCAAUGGCGCCUCAUGCAACGGCAUCUGAAUUUGAUGAAAUGUCUUUCUAUUAUAGUCCCGUAGAAGGUGGAAAGAUUUUUUCAGAAAAAAAAGAAACGUAAUUUGCUUUCUUAUUUGUAACGUUUGAUACAGUACUUCCACUUAAAAGCGAUUUGUUUCUUUUCGUAACUAAUAACGUAAAGGUAUGCUGAUAUACCUUUAAAAAUGGCGAAUAUUGUGAUUUGUCGAAGCUGCUACUUUUGCAAUUGUGAUUUUUUUCCAAGAUGAAUUCUUGUAGCUUCGAUACAUACGCGCCGUUGCGGUGCACUCGUGUAUGUUACGAUUUUUGUAUAAGAGACUCUGAGAACACACUUUGAUCAAAACGCACCGAAAUUAAUGUAACGCUAUUCUAGUCGAGGUACAAAUUGUUACUCUUUAUCCAUAGUCUUUCAUACGCAUCUUAAACGAUUGCUGAUAACGUGGACUCAGCUGGAACUUGUUGUUUAAUAUCGAAGGAUUUAGCGUCCAUUCUAGUCAAAUUUUACAGUGUUUACACUUGUCCUCUUGCAUAUUGCUUUUUACUAUUUAUAAUAUGUUGUUAAGUUUUGUUUCUUUUUUUUUUGUUUUUUGUUUUUUUGUUUCUUAUGGUGUCUCAUGUUUAUACGCAUCACUAAAUUUCUAGUCCUAGAAUAGGCAUUUAAUUUAUAGUUGGAAGUAAGAUCGUUUUAUUUGUUUGUAACUUGUAAGUGUUUUAAACCAGAAAAGUAUCAUUUGUGCAGAUAGAUUAUUUAACAGCGGGACAAGCGAGGCCUUUCGUCUUCGGAGCAACUAAUAUAGUACUGUUGAUAAAUCACGUGGUUAAUAUACAAUCAUUUAUAGAUGAUCCAGAUUCGUUAAGGCGAAAGCGACAAAAGUUUAAUAACAGUCCAAACGCGCUAAUUUUGAGGCAUGUACAGGCAGAAGCUGAGAAGCGUGAGUAUUUUUUUUUUUUUCUUGAAAUUGUCCUCAA